AUGAUAUACACCACGCCCAGGGAGGAUGAUGCCAAGAAAAUAUUCGACCUGAAAGUCAUUAAGCUCGACGGCAAGGGGUACGAGGUGAAGACAUGCAUGGCUGCGCCUGAAAGCUGUGACAAAAGAGUGAGUUGUGGGGUGGCCUCCCCACCCAAGGACCAUGAAUGUACGCCGAGGUGCUGUCCCGGAGACAAAAGGUGCAAAGAACUAUUUCGGACACCUUAUAUAGUGAAGAAGCGACAGUGGGAAAUGAAGCUUGAAGAAGCGCGGGAGCAAGAAGAACGACGCAAGGCCGAAGAGGGCACGCAGUGGCACAGCAGGACAGACGGGGUUCAAGAUCGUUCGAGGCGCAAAUUCAAGCAUCGAAGUACAUCGAGAGGGCGCUCCGAAUCCUUCCCCCAAUUGCCACCGCUGGAGAAGCCGGGAGUUUCUCACAAGGCAUCCCAUGAUGGUGGUGAUUGUUCCCAGGAGAAGUCAAAAUCCACAGGACCACAGGCCCGCCUGAAAUACAUAGGGAAGGCUGCCCACACAGAGUACGAGUCCACGCUACAGAACCUCAGGGAGAAGCUUCGGGAGACCAAGGCCGAGCAAAAGAGGCGUGUAGAAGAACUUCUUGCGAGCCAGGAACGGUACCAGGAAGAAGUGAAGUUGAAAGACAGAGAGAGGCUCGAGUAUGCCCAGGUGUGGCAAAAUAUCGAGAGAAGGCUGGAGGUCAGACACGCCGCAGAGAUGGAGGCACUGAAGUUGGAGCACAGAACAGACAUUGAGGUGCUAAGAGAGAGCCUGCAACAAGAGCUGCAGGACGUCAAGACCGGCUCUGAGGAGGAGCAGCUGAAGAUGCACAGAAGCCUCGAGAGCGAGCACAACUUGGUGGCUAACUCGCAGAAGGCACAAAAAGCGCAGAUUAAGAAGAUGAAGGAAGUGCACGCAAGUGUCGUGAAACAACUGGCCGUGAAAAGAGUGCAGAUGGAACAGCACAUGGCCGAGAAUACGUCAAGCAUCCAGGAAAUAAAAAGCAAACCAUAG
This is a messenger RNA of Rhipicephalus microplus (southern cattle tick), 1026 nucleotides long. Its product is annotated as protein FAM184A-like. The record is from RefSeq and is a predicted model, not a curated record. Lineage: Eukaryota; Metazoa; Arthropoda; Arachnida; Ixodida; Ixodidae.